Molecule: messenger RNA, 1104 nt
Organism: Wasmannia auropunctata (little fire ant)
Lineage: Eukaryota; Metazoa; Arthropoda; Insecta; Hymenoptera; Formicidae
Product: integumentary mucin C.1-like
Exons: 9
Coding region: 1-1104 (367 amino acids)
Source: RefSeq, a predicted model, not a curated record
AUGAAACCGGCGGCUGACAAUGGUAAUCUCUUAACGUUUGUCUCACCAAGAGCGGCAGCUACGGAAGAUGUUCCCUCAAAAGGUUUUCCUGCACUUGGCAACUAUACGGGAUCCUGCGUCCUGUCCCACGCGCGACCACAGCACAAGUGUCGCUCGACGGUCCUUCCGGCAGCACGCAGGCAGCAGGGGGUCACGCGAUCGGCGGAUAGUGCGCCGAUUGGCCCUUGCCCUGCGAGCGCGACGCCCGCGAAUCGCGGUGUCGCACGUGAUCAGCUGGCUCGCAGCCGGUGCAAGAAGGGCGUGUCUUCGCGUCGCGGCACGCUGUAUACGUGGUCGCGGUGCCCCGAGAUUGACAUCUGCCUAAGAAACAGCGUGAUUAUUGAAGGCGGCUGUGAUCUGCCGCUAUCUGAGUUAGCCGAAACAUAUGUUUCGAUCGCGUUUGAUGAUAUCGGUACAAAACUGACGGCAACGACAAUGAUGUCGACACCGAUGACAACGACGGCGAUGACGCCGACAACUACGGCGAUUACGCCGACGACGUCCACGACGGUGAUCACGGCGGUGACGCCGACGGCGACCACGGCGGUGACGCCGACGGCGACUACGGCGAUGACGCCGAUGACGACGAUGAUGCCAUCAACGACGACGACGGUGAUGACACCGACAACUACGGCAAUUACGCCGACGACGUCCACGACGGCGACCACGGCGGUGACGCCGACGGCGACCACGACGGUGACGCCGACGGCGACUACGGCGAUAACACCGACGACGACGACGGCAGCAACGACAGUGCAGGCAGGCGAAGAUAUUGUGAUAAAUGUUCCUGGUUUCCUUGAUCAAUUGUGGAUCACCAACGCGAUGACGCAAUCCUCGCAAUUAAAUCUGGUAGUCAACCGAAACUGGAUCGGUGCUACAGUUAUCCAGCACGGACGGUCAAUCGUCGCUCAACAGGAGAGUCUAUCAUCCAACAAUGGUAUCCCAGGCAAUUCCAAGACGGACGGUCGAUCGCCACUCAACAGGAGUCUGUCAUCCAGCAAUGGUAUCCCAGCCAAUAUGUGUCGACAGGAUUACAAACAAAUGCAAAAAGAUGAUGUCGGCUAA